Messenger RNA from Pieris brassicae (large cabbage white), 2627 nucleotides. It is a transcript of the gene Nemp, whose product is annotated as nuclear envelope integral membrane protein 1. Bases 219 to 1478 code for a protein of 419 amino acids. The record is from RefSeq and is a predicted model, not a curated record. NCBI's taxonomy places the organism in Eukaryota, Metazoa, Arthropoda, Insecta, Lepidoptera, Pieridae. Gene Ontology annotation, cellular component: nuclear envelope. The transcript has 9 exons.
AUAAACUGUGGUUUAUUUUGUUUUAUUAUUGUGUAAAUGCGAGAACGUAAAAGUGAAAAAUUUAUGCUAUAGUUUACACAGUAACGCGAAAACUUGAAUUAGAUUUCUAGAAAAUAUUUUUUUUUAUGUGAAUUAAACUUAUAAAAGUUUUAAAAGUAUCGUUAUGCAGAAUCUAAUAAAUUUGGUUGAAAUCUCCUAAAUUUCGAUCUUGUGACAUAAUGAGUUUAUUAUUUCUUAGCUUGUUAUUUCUUAUCACCAAGACACACGCAUUGCCAUACGACGUGCAUUGGCUUGGUGGACCAACAAUAGUUGACAGAGAUAUUUCACCUUUAAAACAAACUGUGGAUGUUUAUUGUUAUUCUGGUACUGCAAAAAACCUUUUUGCUUUAUGGCAAACUGUUAAGUUUAAUAUUAAAAUAAAGACAGAUGAGUUUAGUCAGUAUCUGGGCGAGAACCCAGAGGAGGUUUAUAAAGAUUAUACAGAGGAUAGCUAUGGCUGGGCAGUGGUCAGUCCAUUUCAAAAGAAAUCAUAUAGAAGUGUGUCUCUUAACCUCUUUACACCUACCUGCAUGGCUAUUAAUACUAAACAGAGACAUAGUAUUGAAUUGCAGAUUCAAAGAGUUGAUAUCUGGCGUGUUAUUAUGAUGGCAUCAGGAAUUACUCUCAUUUUUGCAUCUCGCUCACUAAGUGGUAACCCGGUAUUCUUCUAUCUGUGUGGAAUAGUAGUUGGUGUGUCUGCAUCUUUUAUGGUCAUUGUGUAUUAUAUUAGCAGGCUGCUUCCAAGGAAAACCCUAACCUAUGGAAUAUUAAUAGGUGGUUGGACAGUAGGAGUAUAUAUUUUCCAACAAAUAUGGGAGAAUAUCCGAACAUUAUUGCUAUCAUACCAGGCUUAUAUGUUUUGGUACACAUUUUUAGCUGGUUUUGUCAGUUUCAUUGUAUGCUAUAGAAUAGGACCACCCAAGAAUCAGCGAAGCAAGAAUCUUGUUAUGUGGACAUUACAGUUAGUAGGCGUAUUCGUAAUCUUCUUCAGCAGUCAGUACCAAGAGGCGUCAGCUGCGGUUCUGAUCGCGGCAGUGGUCGCCAAGUACUUCCCUCAGAGCUGGCUUUACAGGAUACAGGGAUAUUGGCGUUGUAGAUUUCCACCAAAACCCCGAUUAUUGACUAGCGAGGAAUACUAUGAAGAAGGUGCGCGUGAGACGAAGCGAGCGUUGGAACAACUGCGCGAGCACUGCUCCAGCCCCGAUUGUGCGCAAUGGCGGGUCAUGCUCAAGUUACACGACGCUAAACGAUUUCGAAAUGAGAGGGGGACCUUAAGAAGACCAAGUUUCGCGAGUUUCGUGGAGGGUAACUCGCAUUUGAGCGACGAUGAAGUAUUGGAUUACGAGUCGUAUGCCUUCUCUAUGGAGAGAUCGAAACCAGCUAGUUCGUCGCGCCUAGAAAUAUCUGAUGACGACUCCUCGGAUUAUGACGAUGAAUAAAACAACAAUAAGACAAAAAUGAUCUAAUCAAGAUACCACGUGAUAAAGACACCAAAUUAGUAGUCUCUAUUUCAUUGUGAAUGUAAUUUUUUUAUUUCCGAUCUGGAAUAUAUCUGGUUAUUUUUGACAGUGAUUAGCCCACGAACAAGGGCGUUAGACGUCAGGCGUUCCGUCAAACGAACAGAUUUUGACAGAUACAUAAUUUUCUUGAGUCUUUGGGUGAGAUUUAGAAAAUAAACUUAGCACGAACAGCAACUGUUGUAUGUCAAAAUGCGAUACAUAUUUGACUAUUCGAUACUAUAUUUUUACAUAAUUAACAUUCUCUUCAAACUUUUGGUUUUACUUAAUAUUUAUUACUAUAAUUAAUUAGUUGUAACUAUACUUUUUUUUUGUUAGUUUACAUGACAUUUCUUUAGAGUUUAACCUAAGUUCCCAGCUCAACAAUAAUGGUUUAAACUACAAACUCCUUAACAUUUUUAAAUAUUAUAAAGAAACUAUAGUGACUAUUAUUACAAAAUAUUUUUAAUUUUAAGAGAUCGGUGAACUCUUGUUAUUGAAGUCGAGACUAUUUUGGGUUUUUAAUUUAUAAUAUGACAUUUCAACUUAACGCCCUUUAUUUCAUUAUCUGUGCGUUUCGUCAUAGACGCUUAUUUUCUCUAAACUGUCAUCUAUUUUUGACAUUGUUUGACAAGAUGCGAAUUCGCUCAUUUAGAUUUAUAUUAUGUGUACCUAAAUUUACUGGCCUUGUGUACAACCACAAGCAAACAUAGAAAUACAAUCAGUGACUCUAUGGAAUCUCUUUCUUGAUCUUUGUUAAUUAGACUAAAGAAUGUCGCGGAUGUCACAGAUUCCAAUACGUUUUUGUCAUAAAGUUACACAAUCUUAAAUCAACAUUUUAAGGGAUUAGAUGAAAUGUUAUAAAACUUGAGAACUGGAUGUUAUAAAUCUAAAUGAUGGCGAAUAAAAAUAAAAAGUCAUUAUACUUAGUAAUUUUUUUAAUGUUAAUUUGUAUACAUUUUGUAAGUAUAUUAAAUUUGUGAAUAAUUAAACAACCAUUUGUAAGAUCUCUAAUAUGAUUUAUUGUUUUUUUAAACUGAAUUGAGAUAAGCCAAUUUUUUUCAAUUCUUCUGUAAUUUUUCAUUUUUGUUU